Messenger RNA from Budorcas taxicolor (takin), 1622 nucleotides. RefSeq names its product LIM domain only 4 (gene LMO4). The transcript has 5 exons. Lineage: Eukaryota; Metazoa; Chordata; Mammalia; Artiodactyla; Bovidae. The coding region runs from base 377 to 874 and encodes 165 amino acids. The record is from RefSeq and is a predicted model, not a curated record.
UAUACAAAGUGAAGCCACAUUGCCAAACUUGCAGCAGCGAUUGCAGCAGUUGCUGCCGCUGCGCCGCGCUGCGCGGGCCGAGGGCUCCUGCAGCUGCUCGCGCGGAGCCGGAGGCGGAGGAGAACGGCGAGGACCGAGACUGACACUUCUGCUCCCCGCCGCCCGCCACUUACGCGGGGCCCCCCAACCCAGCCUCAGAGCUGCGCGUUAAAAAAAGCGGCCCUUAGCCCCCUCCCCUUUCCUGCUUCUGCGAGAACAUCCCCCCUCCCUCCAGCUCCGCCAGCCGAGGCGCCCCUUCCUUGGAAGCCGAGCGGCUUCGCUCGCAUUUCGCCGCCGUCGCCUCUCGCAAUAUUGCAAUAUAGGGGAAAAGCAGACCAUGGUGAAUCCGGGCAGCAGCUCCCAGCCGCCCCCGGUGACGGCCGGCUCCCUCUCCUGGAAGCGGUGCGCAGGCUGUGGGGGCAAGAUUGCGGACCGCUUUCUGCUCUAUGCCAUGGACAGCUACUGGCAUAGCCGGUGCCUCAAGUGCUCCUGCUGCCAGGCGCAGCUGGGCGACAUCGGCACGUCCUGUUACACCAAGAGCGGCAUGAUCCUUUGCAGAAAUGACUACAUUAGGUUAUUUGGGAAUAGCGGUGCUUGCAGUGCUUGUGGACAGUCUAUUCCUGCGAGUGAACUCGUCAUGAGGGCCCAAGGCAAUGUGUAUCAUCUGAAGUGUUUUACAUGCUCUACCUGCCGGAAUCGCCUGGUCCCGGGAGAUCGGUUUCACUACAUCAAUGGCAGUUUAUUUUGUGAACAUGAUAGACCUACAGCUCUCAUCAAUGGCCAUUUGAAUUCACUUCAGAGCAAUCCACUACUGCCAGACCAGAAGGUCUGCUAAAAGGUCAGAGUAAUGCAGAAUGCGUGCCUUCAUCUCAGAUCUCGUUCAUCACAGGUGGAUCCCAUGUGUCUUCAGUAGACAAGUCACCUUUGUAGCUAGCACCAGUGCCAGCUCCAUGCCAUUGCACCUUCUUUGGUCUUGAUUGCUCUUCCCGCAUUUAUGGGUGUAUUAAAAUGACUGAAUAUGAACAUUAAGGACUCCGUGAACCUGGGCUAAUGGGAGACUGUAGAGAAAAUGAAAAAAGAUCCACCGGAGGACAUCUUUGGGGGGGGAGGGAGCUUGGGAGGAGGGAAAUGACUAAUGAAGCUAAUUAAAAGAAGCGUUCAAAUCUGCUUUCUACCCUCAUUAACAAUUAGCAGGGCACUGGCCAGAGUUUGUACCCUGUGUUUUACCUUAACAACAUUCUGUUUGCUCUUUGUAUAUUUAAGUGUUGUAAGGAAAUGUGUUUCAAUCAAAACUGAACAUGAGAUAAAGGAAAGAGAUGUGGCUUUUGUGAUAUUCUAUCACAGACACUUUUAUUGUAUCUCUGUAAAAUACAUUGUAUGUAUGCAUGUAAGUGUUUUUGUCCUACUGUUGCUACUCCCAUGGCAAAGACAAAAAAAAGAAUGAAAAGGAAAAAAAAAUCAGGCUCAUAGCAGCUACUGUGUAGAAAUUCCCCCCUACUUCUAAUUUGCUGAAUGAAGAAAAAAUCUUUUAUUUGUGAUAUUUUCAGAGACAUUUGCUCUAGUAUGGUGUAUUUAAAUAAUAA